Molecule: messenger RNA, 1185 nt
Organism: Rubroshorea leprosula
Lineage: Eukaryota; Viridiplantae; Streptophyta; Magnoliopsida; Malvales; Dipterocarpaceae
Source: the annotation of a GenBank genome assembly
UUUCUGGGUUAAAUUAAUGAAAUAAUAGUUAAUUAGUGAUGCAUUAUUGAUGGUAGAAUUAGACAACAUAAUUGUGAUUACGUCAUCAAUAACCUCCUCAUUUAGGCUUGUGCCAAAAUGGGGGAUUAUUUUAACACGAGUGUAUCCAGAAAAGGUAAGAGCUUUACUAUCUUAUUCAUUUCGCAGUCUAUUCAUUUGGCAGUCAAUUAACAAUGAAUCUAAUUAACAAAGUUAACGCCCACCUAUGAGAUCCACUCUCAAUAGCAAUGGAUUGAAAAUGAAAAGAAUGUUAAUUUAUGCCUUUAAUUUAGUCCAUCAUCACCUUGAUCAGCCAUAAUGUCUGUACCGAAAUCUAUCUCCAUCAAAUGCUGUCACCAAAACACUUUGAAAAUUAUGACAAAAUUUAUGACAAAGUCUCUAAUUGGAUGUUUUUUUUCCUCUUUCCGCCCUUUAUAAAUUCCAAAGUCAUGAAGGUGGAAGUCUCGCGGUCCUCUUCAAAAAGACCAUGGAAGAAGAAAAUAAGAAGGGCAGCGGAGAAGGGGGACCAAGUGUUCGAUACAGAGGGGUGAGGAGGCGGCCGUGGGGGAAAUUUGCGGCAGAGAUUCGAGACUCAAACAGGCGUGGAGCUCGUGUAUGGCUGGGAACUUUCAACACGGCAGAAGAGGCUGCACGAGCUUAUGACAGAGCCGCCUUUGCAAUGAGGGGUCCCUUAGCCGUUCUCAACUUCGCCCAUGAACAUGUGUCAUCCGAUGCCACUUCUCCUCCUCUGGGUUCAUCAACUUCGUCUUCUUCAUCUUCGUCAAUGGCAGCUUCAUUUUCUUCGAAAGACCCAGGAAAAGAAGUUCUCGAGAUCGAGUAUUUGGAUGAUAAACUGCUAGAGGACCUGCUUGAUUUUGAUAACAAAAGCAAGAAGGGAUGAAACUCGGUAUUUUCAUAGGUUCUUAUCCUUCCCGUGUGAAAGCUGUAAUGAGCAUGAGUGCAUCCUCUUAUCCUUGGGUUGACUUUGUUCCAUGAUCAAUUACCUUUCAAUGGUUUUCUUUUUGAAACUAUUAUUGUAUCUCGUAAGUCAUUUCUAUGCACUCUAUGACCAAUUGUACGGACUUAUAGUUGACUCUAACGUGGGUCGGCAAACUUACCAUAUGUUUAUGUAAGCUUUUUCCAUUUUUCCCCCCUUUUUUUUAUGUC